Messenger RNA from Fundulus heteroclitus (mummichog), 2055 nucleotides. Its product is annotated as dnaJ homolog subfamily C member 5-like. The record is from RefSeq and is a predicted model, not a curated record. The transcript is spliced from 4 exons. Bases 715 to 1308 code for a protein of 197 amino acids. NCBI's taxonomy places the organism in Eukaryota, Metazoa, Chordata, Actinopteri, Cyprinodontiformes, Fundulidae.
CUCUGGUUCUCUGGUCCUCUGGUUCUCUGGUUCUCUGGUCCUCUGGUUCUCUGACCCUCUGGUCCUCUAAUGUCUUCCAGACAGUCCAGCAGGGCCUUCACUGAGAAGCCGUCACUGUGCUUCAGCGGCAGAUAGAGCUGAUAGUCGUCAGCGUAGAAAGGAUCUCCAUAUCUCCUGAGGAUGGAGCCUGAAGGCAAUGAGUAUAAAGAAAAGAGUAGAGGUCCUAAAACUGAGCCCUGUGGGACCCACAUGAUGAAAGAUGAUUCAGUGUCUGAGACAGAGACAGACAGAUCGGCCCGGUAGGUUCCAAACGGGUCCAGAGCCGCGUGCUGAACGCCUGCUGAAUGAUGCAGACCUGAUAUUAAGGUACUGUGGUCAGCAGUGUGGAAGGCAGCAGUCAGGUCAAGCAGAACCCAGACCGUAUAGGUACCAGAAUCACACGCCAGCUAAAGUAAACGCACCCAGCGAGCAGCUGCCUGCGGGGCUGUCUCUGCUUCACUGCAGCGUCAGAGCGCAGCUCAUAAGCCGAACAUACAGAACCUGCAGCAUCAGCAUCAGGGGAGAGUGGUAGCAGGGAACCUUAUCUGCCUCCCUGCAUUAUUAAUUAUUAUUUAUUAAUGUUAGGAGAUAGACAUCCCCUGCUGGGUGGAGCCACAGUCAUGUCCGCAUCAAGGUGUGUGAUGCUAGUCUCCCUCUGACAGGUGAUGUAUCAGGAUGUCUGACGGGAAGCAGCGAAGUCUGUCCACCUCUGGAGAGUCUCUGUAUCUGAUCCUCGGCUUGGAGAAAGGCUGCGCCCACGAAGAUAUCAAAAAGUCCUACAGGAAGCUGGCGCUGCGGUACCACCCGGACAAGAACCCGGACAACCCGGAGGCGGCAGAGAAGUUUAAGGAGCUGAACAACGCUCACUCUGUGCUGUCUGACCUGACCAAGAGGAACAUCUACGACUCUUAUGGCUCUCUGGGACUUUACGUGGCCCAGCAGUUCGGAGAGGACAACGUCAACACCUACUUCAUGCUGUCCACCUGGUGGGCCAAGGGUCUGUUCCUGCUCUGUGGCAUCCUGACCGGCUGUUACUGCGGCUGCUGCCUCUGCUGCUGCUGCAACUGCUGCUGCGGAAAGCUCAAACCCACGGCCACAGGUGAGGGGGCGGAGCCAGAGUACGUCUCCCCUGACGACCUGGAGGAGGAGAUACGCAACAGUCCUGACAACGAUGUUGAGACCCCGAUGGUCCACCAGCCGAGCAGCGCCAGCGAGAAGACGCAGCUGAUCGGCGAUGGGCACCGCAGAUAUGGAGAACCGUACACCUGAAGGAGGCAGUGGAACCCAAACACAGCUGGCCAGAACAUCUUCAAGUUCUGCACCAAAAAACAAAACACCCGAGAUGUUCCAAACAACAAAACACGACAGACGUUCCAAACAACAAAACACGACAGACGUUCUAAAGACCAAAACACGACAGACGUUCCAAAGACCAAAACACGACAGAUGUUCUAAAGACCAAAACACAACAGACAUUCUAAAGACCAAAACACAACAGACGUUCUAAAGACCAAAACACGACAGACGUUCCAAAGACUAAAACACAACAGACGUUCCAAAGACCAAAACACAACAGAUGUUCUAAAGACCAAAACACAACAGACGUUCUAAAGACCAAAACACAACAGACGUUCCAAAGACCAAAACACAACAGACGUUCUAAAGACCAAAACACAACAGACGUUCCAAAGACCAAAACACAACAGACGUUCUAAAGACCAAAACACAACAGACGUUCUAAAGACCAAAACACAACAGACGUUCCAAACAACAAAACACGACAGAUGUUCUAAAGACCAAAACACGACAGACGUUCCAAAGACCAAAACACGACAGAUGUUCUAAAGACCAAAACACGACAGAUGUUCUAAAGACCAAAACACAACAGACGUUCCAAACAUUAAACCUAUAUGUUCUAAAGACCAAAACAGAUGUACCAAACACUAAAAUCCAACAGACGUUCUAGAGACUGAAACACAACAGACGUUCCAAACACUAAAACACGACAGAAGUUCC